AUGCGGCUGCUUCUCCUCAUCGCUGUCAUCUCUUCUGCAGAAAUAGUCGCUGGGGGUGUCGACGGAAAGAGGUCGGAAGACUUGCCUACUGUGUCCGAUGUGGAUGGAGAACCGAAGGCCUCAAAAGCCUCGACCCCGAAAAAUGAUGGUCUCGGAUUCGAAUACACAGUUUUUUGCGUUCGAAACCCUGCUACUGCAUUGUCGAAGAACUUUUGUUCUGCGAACUAUCCGAGCUUGCGAGCUCUGAACUCAACUUCUUGCUCGGCGAAUCCAACUGGAUAUGCUCCAUUCCGCAAUCUGCGGAAAGAUGAUUGGAACGGAUGCUCAAAAUCAGAUGACUUGGACUUGAAGGGAAAAGUAGUUAUACUGAACGAUGCUGCCGAUUGCUCUUUGGACGAUAGGAUUGAAGUUCUCGAGGCCAUGGAUGCUAAAGGAUUGGUGUUGAUAACGUCCAAUGGAUCUGUUCCUGAAAUCCACAGUAACAAAUCCGGCACGAAAAUAACUUUGAUGGCUAUUUCAAGUCAGUCUUUGAAGGCGAUUGAGGGAAUGGGUUCAACUCUGGAAGUGAAUGCAUUUUCACCGACCCAUGGUUUCGACCCGAGUUUGCUUGUUGUCUUCACUUUGGCCGUGUUUUGCGUCGCCGUUGGAGCAUAUUGGAGUGGGCAUUAUCGUCAUAAGCUUUACUCGAGGCUUAGAGGAAGACCGGAAGAUUCUGCAAGUACUUCUGGUGCCGAGAAAUCGCAGAAUGCUGUCAAAGCAAGCAAGGCUCAGCACAAAACGGAAGAAGCUGUUUCCAUCGAUUUAACUCCCUUGACAGUAUUCAUGCUGGUUUUGGCAAUGUGUGGGAUGCUUGUUCUGCUGUACUACUUUUACUCGUAUAUCAUUUAUAUCAUUCUCGCGCUUUAUGGAAUUGCAUCGUCGUACGGACUAUCGGAGUGUCUCGGCUGUCUUUCUUUCUUCAACGUUGUCAAGCGUUUCAGCUGGCGG
Molecule: messenger RNA, 987 nt
Organism: Notodromas monacha
Lineage: Eukaryota; Metazoa; Arthropoda; Ostracoda; Podocopida; Cyprididae
Source: the annotation of a GenBank genome assembly